Talaromyces marneffei is the source of this 897-nucleotide messenger RNA. RefSeq lists its product as uncharacterized. Bases 1 to 897 code for a protein of 298 amino acids. NCBI's taxonomy places the organism in Eukaryota, Fungi, Ascomycota, Eurotiomycetes, Eurotiales, Trichocomaceae. The record is from RefSeq and is a predicted model, not a curated record. The transcript has a single exon.
AUGCAUUUCCCAACGGCAAUUGUCUCUUUCUUGGCCGCAUUCCCUCUUUUGGGAGCAGCAGCUCCUUUGGUUACCCGUGCUGAGUUGUCCUCCGACACUACCGGUGCCAUCAUCGUCGGAGCUGACAAGCGUGGUGAACUAUCUGCGGAUACCACCAACUCUGUCAUCAUUAACAAGCGCGGCGAAUUGUCUGGCGAUCUCGGCAAGAGCCUCAGAGAGGGCAAGCGUGGUGAACUAUCUGCGGAUACCACCAACUCUGUCAUCAUUAACAAGCGCGGCGAAUUGUCUGGCGAUCUCGGCAAGAGCCUCAGAGAGGGCAAGCGUGGUGAACUAUCUGCGGAUACCACCAACUCUGUCAUCAUUAACAAGCGCGGUGAAUUGUCUGGCGAUCUCGGCAAGAGCCUCAGAGAGGGCAAGCGUGGUGAACUAUCUGCGGAUACCACCAACUCUGUCAUCAUUAACAAGCGCGGUGAAUUGUCUGGCGAUCUCGGCAAGAGCCUCAGAGAGGGCAAGCGUGGUGAACUAUCUGCGGAUACCACCAACUCUGUCAUCGUUAACAAGCGUGGUGAACUAUCUGCCGACACCACCAGCUCUGUCAUCAUUAACAAGCGCGGCGAAUUGUCUGGCGAUCUCGGCAAGAGCCUCAGAGAGGGCAAGCGUGGUGAACUAUCUGCGGAUACCACCAACUCUGUCAUCGUUAACAAGCGUGGUGAACUAUCUGCCGACACCACCAGCUCUGUCAUCAUUAACAAGCGCGGCGAAUUGUCUGGCGAUCUCGGCAAGAGCCUCAGAGAGGGCAAGCGUGGUGAACUAUCUGCGGAUACCACCAACUCUGUCAUCAUUAACAAGCGUGGUGAACUAUCUGACGAUCUUGGUAAAAGCCUCAGAGAGGCUUAA